UGGUUACUGAUGGUCACUGCCCAGAUUGGGUUGUCAUGGCACCAGGAGUGCACGGACAGUGAAGGAGGCAGGGGGACAGUAAUCCCGGGGGGACAGGGCACCGCCCGGACAACACAGGGGACAACUUCCGGCAGCGCCUUGACUGGAUUUCCCCCUGAGGAAGGCGGCAACAAACCUGACAGGAUCCUUUGGCGCCAACUCCUCCCUCCGCCCAAUUCCAACUGGAUCCUAGUCGCGGCAGAAUGAAGGCCGUUAAUGGUUUCCCAGCCUGUAAUUAAUUAGAGAGAAGCGAGAAUAGGCGGGACCUCGACCCCACCCCACAUCGCACCUGAUCACACAAUUGUCCCCAGUCUCCCCCCUCCACACCGGCCCAGUUCAACUCUCGCCAGAGAAUAUUCAAUUCUGUCCCCAGUAGGUGGUCUGUGCGGAGUUAGACGAUGAGGCUGUAGGGGUGGGAUGGUAACUGGCAUCAGUGGGUUGACACCUCGAACAAACGGGAAUUCUACCACCUCCAGAAGAGGAGGAGAGGGCUGAAAAAUAGCCACUCACUCACAGAAGCCUCAUCUGUGAGGCUGUAAAGUUUCAAAGGACACACAACUAAGGAGUGUGUUAACAGAAGACAAGAUGUGAGGGAGAAGGCCAGCACAUCUUUUGUUAUGAUUCCAGAUCCAAAUAUUCAAAUGCAAAACAUAUUGAUACAAACAAUAGGCUGCACUUCACUUUUAAAUAUAAAUAUUGUCGAACAUAGCCAAUGCUGGCUUUUCAAGUUGGGAGUUCAGAAGCUUCAUUUGAAAUGAGUUAAUCAAUAAUAAGUCAGUAGUUUCUUUGUGAAUAGGGAGGUAAGGUGACUUGUCAUUCAAUCUGUUAGGUGCUGUGCAAAGAUUUUUUUCAGCUGUGCUGUUUGAGAGGCCAAGAACCAAUGUGUGCCAUGAGUUUUCUGUUUCUCUUUGCUCUAGCUACAGCUUACAUUUACCUGUGAUUGCUACCAAAAUCAUAUCUUAUAGUUCCCUUCAUCAUUUAUCACUUUAAUGAAAUGCAAAAACAGUUUAGCAAAUUUCACUUGGCAUUUUCUUGAUUUUUUUCAGAAGUUAAAUUUCGUACUGUCAACUUAUGUUGAGAAGUAAAACUUUCUGAAAGUUUACUUUUAAACUUUUUAUUCAAACGCCUUCCAUUUCUCUGAAGUGCACAACUCCCACUUUGAAUCUGUUUGAAAAUGUCUACUCCUAAAACUGGUGUGGGUGAGUUCACUGUGUGGGAUUAUGUAGUGUUUGUGUUAAUGCUGAUAGUUUCUGCACUCAUUGGAAUAUAUCAGGCUUUUAAAGCUAGAGGCCAGCAAAGCAAUGUCCAGUUUCUGCUGGGCAACAGAGAGCUGAGGGCAUUGCCUGUGGCUCUGUCCCUUGCAUCCAGCUUUAUGUCUGCAAUUACUGUGAUUGGGACACCAGCAGAGGUUUACCGGUUUGGGGCCAUGUUCUUGAUUUUCUGCUUAACAUAUGCCAUCGUGAUCACCAUCACUGCUGAACUCUUCCUGCCUAUAUUCUACAGACUCAAUAUCACCAGUGCGUAUGAGUAUUUACAAAUGAGGUACACCAAAAUAGUUCGAUACAUUGGAACCUCUUUCUUCAUCAUUCAAACAGUGCUGUACACUGGGAUUGUCAUUUAUGCUCCUGCACUAGCAUUGAAUCAGGUAACUGGAUUUGAUCUCUGGGGUGUACUCGUUGGAACUGGUCUUAUCUGCACCCUUUACUGUACUCUGGGUGGUCUGAAAGCUGUGGUGUGGACUGAUGUGUUCCAGAUGACAGUUAUGAUCAUUGGGUUCGCAGCAGUGAUAAUCCGAGGUGUGGUAAUUUAUGGAAGUUUUACCCAGAUCUUGAACAUUUCAUAUCAUGGAGGAAGACUCAACUUCUGGGACUUUGAUCCAAGCCCAGUAAGACGACACACUUUCUGGACGAUCGUGGUUGGUGGAACUUUUGUGUGGAUAGCUAUUUAUGGGAUUAAUCAGUCUCAGGUUCAGCGGUAUCUCUCUUGUAGAAGCCAGUUUGAGGCUAAGUUAGCUCUCUACUUCAAUUUGGUUGGUCUGUGGAUAAUAGCCAUCUGCGCAGUGUUUACUGGGCUCACUAUGUACGCUGUUUAUCACCAAUGUGAUCCCCUAACUCAAAAGAAAGUCAGAGCCUCAGACCAGUUGCUCCCAUACCUGGUGAUGGAUAUUCUGAGGGAUUAUCCUGGUGUUCCAGGACUCUUUGUGGCAGCUACAUACGGUGGGACUUUGAGUACGGUUUCCUCCAGCAUCAAUGCAUUGGCUGCUGUCACAGUGGCAGACGUCAUCAAACCUUUCACCGAUUUGUCAGAGAUGAAACUUGCUUGGAUCUCAAAGGGGCUCAGCUUCAUGUAUGGAAUCAUCUGCAUUGCAAUGGCUGCAUUGACCUCUGUGAUGGGUGGCGUCCUGCAGGCGGCUCUCACAAUUUUUGGGAUUCUUGGUGGUCCAUUGCUCGGGGUAUUCCUUCUAGGCAUGCUAUUCCGUUAUGCUAAUUCAGUUGGUGCACUAUCUGGCUUUGUUGUCAGUGUCAUACUGACAAUGUGGAUAGGAAUUGGCGAGCGUGUCUAUCUCCCAACACCUACUCAGACUCGACCGCUACCUGUCAGCACAGCAGGAUGUCUUGAUCUCGGCACUGAUACCCCACCAUCAGUGAAACUAGGCUCCUACGGAGGAACACAACAUACAGAAGAGCUGAUUUCCAGGCCAGCAAUCGCAGACACUUUGUAUUCAAUCUCGUACCUUUACUUGAGCCCAAUUGGUACACUGACUGUCAUGGUUGUUGGUCUCAUAGUCAGUUUGCUGACAGGAGGGAAGAAGAAUGUGGUGGACAAGAAGCUCCUGAUGACUUACAAGGAUUCGCUAUGCUACAACAUCUAUGUCAACAGAAGUGUUCAUUCAGAGAACACAAUUGACAAGGAGGAGCUGGAAGCAAUAGCUGACAGGAAGGAUACAGUCAGCGACCAGGAGCCUGAUUCUGACAAACAAAAUCUGGAAUUCACAACAAACGUAUAGUUAACAUGUGGGCUUUCUUCAAUAGAAGUACAGUGAGCAAGUCAUCAGGCUGUGGAGAUGUCUAACACAAUGGCUUAUAUCUGUGUAAAAGAUUGCUGGGCUAGAAAUAUCACAAAUUUCUUCCCUCCCCCCUCCCAAUAUUCCUCUUCCCAAACUGCAGUGUAAAUGAAAUUAUUUUUUCACUGCAUUUCCAGUCAAAUCAAAUUAGCAGAAACUAUUCUGAACAGUUUUUAUGGUAAUAAGCUUUAAACAUUUUAAUGUCUGUGUUUUUAAAACUUUUGAUGCUGGCUGCAUUGCUUGGGUCAGUGUGUUAAUGUUUUACCCCCAUUAACAACCCUCAGUCUGUUUCCCCAAGUGACUGUGACAAGAUCACAAAGUCAAACAGAACCUGUGACUGUAUUCCAAAUUCCACAUGCUAUAUUUGGUGGUAGUGGGGGGAUUGACUGUAGACUGUUAUUUGCAAAUCAGACAAGUUUUACAUUCUGGAGUGACUUUAAUCAGAUUUGGCACAACUUUGUGCAGCUUCUAGCUCUUUGUCCAACAUUUGCCAGCAAUACUUUGACUUCAUGAGAGUUACUGCUGAGAAUGUAACAAAUUAAGGACCAUCCCGCUCCCUAUCCAAACCCAUUGUGCUGCCCGUCCACCCUAUUCUCUGUCCAUUUGCACCCUGUGCCCAUCAAGACCCACCCUGUUCUCCACCCAAACACACUAAAUUCCCCACUGACUCUGUUCUCAAGUUAGACCGACCCAGCUGUUUAUCUGGAUUCUAUCUUUCUCAGCAUCAUUUCUUACUUGAUGUUAUAUUGAAUUACAGAAUAUGUUCAUGUACUGUAAAGUGUAACUUAAUUGAUAAUUGCAUUAAAAGUAUACCAAUUUUUUUCUUCCACUCAUACAUGUGCUAUCAAGCCACUUCCUAGAGAUUAGAAGUGGUGAGAUUAUGAAUCCAGUUCACACUGCACAAAUUAGAUUGAUACAAACUCUAACACACCAACAUGCCAUAAAUUAGAAAAUGAUUCUGAUCAGAAGGGAUACAGGGUAUGCUUACAGGAAUAGUCAGAGUGUGGUGGGAAAUGUUGGCACCAAACAAGAUAGAGGAAAAGAACAAGAAAUGCACUGGUACAGUGAAGACAAUAUCAAGAAAAAGGGUCUUCAGAAUAAUCUUGAUGCAGGAUGAGAGUUUACAGCAUGAGGAAUUCUGGGAAGCAGUGUCAGAGGGUGAUGGAAUAAUGACUGGAAGGGCAGAGUUAACAAAAAGCCACAAAUAAGGCUGUUAGAUAUUGUUGAAGCCGGAGUGGGGGUGUAGCUGUUGUUGAUGAAAGUUAAGGAAAGAAUGAGGGUGUGAGGUGUUGUUGAUUAAGAGAAUAAGUGUGAUACUGUUGAGUG
Molecule: messenger RNA, 4429 nt
Organism: Chiloscyllium plagiosum (whitespotted bambooshark)
Lineage: Eukaryota; Metazoa; Chordata; Chondrichthyes; Orectolobiformes; Hemiscylliidae
Product: sodium-coupled monocarboxylate transporter 1-like
Biological process (GO): propanoate transmembrane transport; sodium ion transport
Cellular component (GO): extracellular exosome; membrane
Molecular function (GO): organic acid:sodium symporter activity
Source: RefSeq, a predicted model, not a curated record